Entrophospora sp. SA101 is the source of this 2094-nucleotide messenger RNA. The record is from the annotation of a GenBank genome assembly. NCBI's taxonomy places the organism in Eukaryota, Fungi, Glomeromycota, Glomeromycetes, Entrophosporales, Entrophosporaceae.
AUGGCACCUCCAGAAGCAACUCAAACAAGUCACAAAAAGGAAUGGCUUGACAAUGAUCCUGUUAUUGAUCAAGAAUAUGCUGACAUCCAAAGAAAUACACCUGGACCUGUGAAAAUGCUCGCUCUUAGUCAUGGACGAUAUGCCAAAGACAUUGAUGAAUUCCGUACAAAUAAGUCUUUAGAAACAACCUUAUUGUUAUCGAGAAUUAUGGCAGAAGCACCCGCUCUCAGUGUACAAAUAGUUCGUGGUUUAAACGAUAGAGUUUACGAGAAACGUAAAGCAGCUGCAUUAGAAAUAGAAAAAUUAAUUAGAACGCAUUUUGCUUCUAAUAAUGUAGAAAAAAUUAAAAGUAUUAUUGAAAAACUCACUCAAGAUUUUGCUUACUCUGCACAUCAAAAUUCACGUAAUGGAGGUCUAAUAGGUUUAGCAGCAGCCGCAAUCGCUUUAGGGCCUGAUGUGGCACCCUAUUUAGAUGAUAUUGCUACGCCAGUUCUUCAUUGCUUUACUGACCAAGAAUCACGCGUAAGAUAUUAUGCGUGUGAAAGCAUGUAUAAUAUUGCAAAGGUUUCUAAAGGCGAGAUUUUGAGAUAUUUUAAUGAGAUUUUUGAUGCAAUGAGUAAGCUAGCCGCAGAUGCUGACUUACCAGUGAAAAAUGGAACAGAACUAUUGGAUAGGUUAAUUAAAGAUAUUGCAGCAGAACAAUCAACCACAUAUGUUUCAGUUUUAGAUGCCCCAAGCCUUGUUUCAAAUGACGAUCAAGAUUUUUCAACGGAUCCAAUGAAUAUCCCAAGAACCACAGCAUUUUCAUUACCAAAAUUUAUUCCAUUGUUGGCUGAACGUAUUCGUGUUAAAAAUCCAUUCACACGAUUGUUUUUAGUUUCAUGGAUUACAGUAUUAGACUCAAUACCAGAUCUUGAAUUGGUUUCUUUUUUACCAGAUUUUUUAGAUGGACUAAUAAAUUUUUUGAGUGAUCCCAAUGAAGCUGUGUGUGUUUCAACUUCCAACGUCUUGGCAAAUUUUUUAACAGAAAUACGUGAAGCUGUUGAGGUUAAAGAACAACAAAAACAACAAGCUAUGAAAAUCUUUUAUGUUGAACAACAACGAAAAUUUGCAAAUUUAUCUGAAAAUAAUAGCGAAACAGGCGAUAGCUUGAAAGAUGGUACUGUUACCAAUAGCAGCGUUGAUGAUGAUAACUCUACUUUGGUUAAAUCAGUUGAUGCUGGUGAUGCCUUUUGGGAUUCUAUAUCUAUAAGUGAGAUGGAGGGUAAAGGUAAAGGAACCUGGGUCCCAGGUCAAAGUGUAGAGAUCAAUUUUACCAGAAUUAUUGAAAUUUUAAUGCCACAUUUAAGUUCCUCAGUUGAACAAAUUCAAGAAACAGCAUUGAAAUGGAUAAAUGAAUUUAUUAAUAUUGCUAAAGAAGUGGUCAUCAGCUUUACACCUCAAUUAAUAAGUGCUGUCUUACCCUCCUUGGCUCAUUCAGUUCCAAAUAUCCUUUCAUACCAAUAUGUAAAAAUUGAUUCAAAUAGUGUUGUAGAUACGUCACCUUUAAUAGAGGAGGAAGUUGAUCCUUUUGAUUAUCGAUCAACAGUUAGAUCAUUGGUGGAUCAAUUUAUUAACAGCCAUGAAGAAACAAGAAUUGCAAGUUUAGAUUUGUUGAUAAUGCUUCAUAAAAAAGCGCCCAAAAAGAUACUUGCUUUUGAUGAUGGGUAUUUUCCAAAUCUAUUGGAACUUCUCUUAGAUCCAUCAGAAGAAGUUGCAAAACGUGAUCUUCAGCUUCUUGCACAAUUAUCUUCAAGUUCUCAAGAUGAAUAUUUUCCAAAGUUUAUGGUUGACUUGUUGAAAUUGUUUGCUACUGAUCGCAAAUUAUUAGAAAACAGAGGAAGUCUAAUUAUUCGGCAUUUAUGUCUGAGUCUUAAUUCAGAAAGGAUAUACAUGAGUUUUGCUGAGAUUUUGGAAAAAGAAGAGGAUAUAGAAUUUGCUUCAAAUAUGGUACAAAAUCUCAACAGUAUACUUAUAACGUCACCAGAACUUUCAGAUUUAAGAAGAAGAUUAAAACACUUGGAGGCAAAGGAUGGACAAAUCUCAAGCCUAUGA